Dibothriocephalus latus is the source of this 819-nucleotide messenger RNA. The record is from the annotation of a GenBank genome assembly. NCBI's taxonomy places the organism in Eukaryota, Metazoa, Platyhelminthes, Cestoda, Diphyllobothriidea, Diphyllobothriidae.
AUGUCCCGCUUUCUCUUCUACCCCCAUGUCCGUGGUGCAAUCUCAAGGCUACCAGAGCACUACAAAAGACGAUAUUUAAAGAGUCGCCUGUCUCCACCCAUUAAAUACAUUCAGGAGUCCACUGAACCGUGGAAACGCGCAGCCUCAGAUAAUGCUCUUCAUCCUUCGGAAGCUUUCGAAGUUGCGCCUAAUGUGCUGUUUCCCGAGGAGUCGCAGAGAGCCCUGUGGGGUGGUGAGGGUAUCGUCCGGGGCUUCAUCGAACUGAGACGCACGCACACACGAUGUCCAAAGACAUGGGGACCAGACUUGAGGCAACACAUGUUUUACAGUGAAAUACUGGAACGGUGGAUGACCAUUUUAGUGUCAGUGACUGCCCUGAAGCAGAUUGAAAAUCUGAAGGGUAUCGAUAACUAUAUUCUAGAGACUCCAGAAAAUGAAUUGAGCAGUCGUCUGGCAAUGUAUAUGAAGCGAGAGAUGCUUCUGAGGAUUUCUUCGGACGAGUUCCAGCGAGGAAACCCCGAUCUGGUGAAAAAAUACAGCAAGUUCGCCAUACCGCGGGAGGAAGCCGAAUGGGUCGGUCUGUCACUCGAAGAGGCUAUCAAGAAGCAACUGAAGUUGGAGCACGAACAGGCGCGUAUAGAAGCGGAGACGCCAAAGAAAUACAUCUAUGCUCAAGCUCUGCUUGAGCAGUUGGAGCGGCCCACUGAAUCCACCAGCGAAAGCAUUCCCGACGAGCCGGAACAAAAACCAGGACUGACUUCUUCCAUAAGACAGUCAAUCGGUCGUUUCUUCCAGGGUUCCAAAUCCAAAAACAUUUGA